This is a messenger RNA of Colletotrichum acutatum, 1501 nucleotides long. RefSeq names its product ubiquinol-cytochrome C chaperone. NCBI's taxonomy places the organism in Eukaryota, Fungi, Ascomycota, Sordariomycetes, Glomerellales, Glomerellaceae. Gene Ontology annotation, biological process: mitochondrial respiratory chain complex III assembly. Gene Ontology annotation, cellular component: mitochondrion. The transcript is spliced from 2 exons. The record is from RefSeq and is a predicted model, not a curated record. The coding region runs from base 278 to 1258 and encodes 326 amino acids.
GCAUGUGCUAGCUCGAAAUUUCCAAUUCGAUGUGUUCAUGAACUUUUUUUUGAAUGACGUCCAGACUUUUGGUGAGCUCCGCGUUUUUGGGCCCAAGCUGCUGGUCAACGUCCAAUACCCCGAUUCCCCGUCUCACCUCGACUGUGACCGUAGACACUUUCGGAACAAUCAACGACACCCCUUACACCUGUCACCCACGCGACAUUCCGAGAUAAGACGCAGAACCCGGUGCUUUCCCUGAUAUCCCUGAUAUUCCGAAUCAGCAACAACCUUCAAGAUGGCCUGCCAAAGCUGCCGCUACCAGGCAAGACUCUUGGCUCGGAGCCUGCGCGCCACCGCCGACCUCGCCUCCGCAUCCUCGGCUCAGCAGACCUCCAUCGCCGCGACGGCGCGCCGAGCGGCACUGACGACAUCCAAGACCGGCGGCCCGGCCGCGACUACCACCAUGGGGAGGAGGCACUUCAGCCAGACGGCGACGCGGCGGGACGCGGCGCCCUCGUCGGGUGGGCUCAAGCAGGCCAUUGCGUCGGGCAUGAUGGCCGCCGCGCCAAAGACCAUGGCCGCGACCCUGACGACCUCCCGCCUCGAGGCGCUGUACAAGAUCUGCUCGUCGCCGGCGCUGUACAAGAUCUCGGAGCAGGAGCGCGCCAAGGAUAUGGUGCGCAUGACGGCCGAGGGGGAGGAGGUUGGAGAUCCCAUUGGGCCGUGGUUGCAAUUCCUCGACCUCCAACCCGGCUUCAGCUCCUGGUCCCAAGCCACGAUGCUGCACAUGUACCUCGUCCUCGCCCGCCUGCGCUGCCUCGACCGCGACAGCUCCCGCAACCUGCAGCACCAGUUCAUCGACCAGUUCUUCUUCGACUGCGAGCGCAUGAUGCACCUCAACCACGGCAUGACCUCGUCCGCCCUUCGCCAGCGCUACCUGAAGGAGAUUUUCGUCCAGUGGCGCGGCCUCAUCGCCGCCUACGACGAGGGCGUCGUCAAGGACGAUAAGGUCCUCGGCGCCGCCGUGUGGCGGAAUUUGUUCAAGAGCCGCGAGGACGCCGACCUGAGACAGGUGGCUGCCGUGGUCGGGUGGAUGCGCGCUACGCUGCAGGACCUUGAGGCGGCGCCUGUGGAGGAUAUUCUUGUUGCGCCGGCCAAGGUGUUUAAGAGGGAUGUGAGGGAGAUGUUUGCUCUCGUUGAUGCUGUUGGGCCGCAGGUCAAGGAGGAUGUUGCUAAGCUUGGGGGCGGCCAGGAGCAAGCGGCGGCGAAGGCGUAAGGGAAAAUUCCAGCGUUGGGGACGAGUUGUAUGGCGGCGGAUCAGACAAUCUGAAGGAUCCGUGGGUCCGCCGUAGUGUAUCGAUUUGUGGAAGAUGAUGAGAAUCAUGUACAGCAUUUGACGAACGUCGCAGACUGUAGAGCCUGGCAUGGGGAAGGGAGAUGCUACAGGCCUUGUAAUUUUGUACAAUCACCAACGCAUAUUAGAGGUUUCGAGACGGAAUGGAGGAUUUACAAACAAGAU